Drosophila persimilis is the source of this 2023-nucleotide messenger RNA. RefSeq lists its product as uncharacterized. The transcript is spliced from 2 exons. Lineage: Eukaryota; Metazoa; Arthropoda; Insecta; Diptera; Drosophilidae. The coding region runs from base 1 to 1803 and encodes 600 amino acids. The record is from RefSeq and is a predicted model, not a curated record.
AUGCCCCAAUACGAGGCGAUUCCCAAAGAGAUCUGGAAUCUGCUGCUAUUCCGCUUCUCUGUUGCCACGCUGCUGUGCAUCUAUCUCGACUUGUUCUUCCUGCUUUACUCGUUUUGCCAGAGUUACCUGCUGGGUGUCCUGGAGGACACAUUCGUAUCUACUGUACUGCUCGUUAUUGUGCAGCCAGGGGUGGUAGCCUAUGGACUGCUGCUAUGCCACAAUCACAACAAGCCACCGAUCUACUAUCAGAGACGAAUUCAGCGACUGCUUAUGGAGAUCCCGCUGAAACUUCUGCUGCUAGGCAUAGUGCUCUACGUGAGUAUAUUCACGAACUGGAUGUACGCCCGCUUCAUUACGGACAUCUUUGACGAUCGUCUUGACUUUCUCUUGAUCCACGGCUGCUGCUGCGGCAUCGCCUACUUCCUUGCCGAACGUGGGAGAUGUCUCCGCCGGUUCUCUUUGCCUGGUAAGGAUGGCGGCCUGGACAUAUGGCAAUCGAUAAUCCAGAACACGUGUAACUCCCGAAAAGUCGGACUUGUCGUCGGGACAGCGCUCGCCUCUGGCCUGAUCCAAUCGUCCUGGAGCGCUGGGAAGAUGUUCUGGGCUUUGGUCUUGACCACCCUUGUCCUGACCAAGCUGCACAUGAUCAAGAAUAUCUACGAGAUGAUCAUGCAGAAAGAGUUGCCACUGGAUCUAAUUCCCCGAGUGCACCUGGGAGACAACGAGAGACUCUGGGAUCCUGUAGUGUUGUGGAUCUGCCGGCAGAAUCUGUGGCCGAUGCCGGAGGAAAUGAUUGAGCUGCAGCUGUCAUUCCACAUGGCCCUGGAUACGAAGUGCCUCUACGGACUACACCUACUGGCGGCCCACGAAUUCCACGUAGCAGCAGCCAGCAAAUGCGACUUCCUCUGCCCGACGCUCUUUUCGCUGGCUAAAAUUAACCCAAUAUCCUGGCAGGAACUGCGCGAGGUCAUAAUGGGAAUGGUGGACGAGUUCGUGGCCAAUAUGAAGAGCGCAAUAGAAGACACCACAUCCCCCGAUCAGCUGUUCCAGAGGAAUGCAAAGGAUAAACCCCGGAAGGAAGGGAUGAGAAAACUCUCCGCUACGCUGCCCAUAAAGACUACCCCAAAGUGUUUACCAUCUCAUGAUCAUCUUAUCCAGAGGAAACAGACGCAACAAGUCCGGAGGACGGGUGCAUCCUUGUGCCAGCCCAUAAAACAGUGUUCGAAAUGUGGGCGACCCUCAGGUCCCAUAGACGGAUUCCAUUUGCAGAAAAACGAGAUGUGUCGAUGCUGCAACGUGCCACAGAAGUUGCGUAUCUGGUUCCGUUGCAUCUGGGAAUACCAUUCCCAGAUGCCGUCCACCUGGUCCCGUCCCAUCUGGGAAUGCCUGCUUCCCUCCUGGAUACACUAUUUCUUCGACACGGACCCCAUUGCGAAGAUUAAUCACGCACUGCGCUGCGCAGAGCACCUGGACGAUGUGCUGCGCGGGCUCGUCCGCAUCUGCAUUCGGUCGCUGAGGGAGGACAAAUACGGGUUUAUACAGUCCGAUCUGAUGCGCUUCCUGAGCGCCCUGGUUCUGGUGGAGAAGCAGCUAAAUGCGGCCCAGAAUAUGAAGAUAGUCAGGAACGGCAGACUGUGUGGCACACACCAUAAGCUACUUGUGGGCAUCAAGCACUGCAUGUUCGGCAUGCUAUACCAUUUUUCGCCCUAUCUGGAUGAUAUCGUGCAGGGCGACGAGCAGAUGUUAAAGAUUCUCAAGUGCUGGAUGGAAAAACUGGGCAUACCCCACAGUCACCUUCCAUGAAUCUCAAUCUCACACUACCACCAUUACACGCUCGCCAUUGCACUUCCCCACACACACUCACAAGCACUGCACACAGAAAGCACAAAAGAAGAGCCAAAGAGAGCUACGAUCAAUAUAAUUCUCUAAAGCCGUUAAACCCCUCGUCUGAAAAGGAAAUACAAAAUGGAAGAUAGCUCUUAGAACUUUGGUCUUCAAAAACAAUUAAAAAUUCUUUAAAAAA